Messenger RNA from Gavialis gangeticus (Gharial), 3968 nucleotides. It is a transcript of the gene FAM234B, whose product is annotated as family with sequence similarity 234 member B. Bases 22 to 1890 code for a protein of 622 amino acids. Lineage: Eukaryota; Metazoa; Chordata; Crocodylia; Gavialidae. The record is from RefSeq and is a predicted model, not a curated record. Gene Ontology annotation, molecular function: protein binding. The transcript has 13 exons.
UGCGCGUUGCGGCUGUCCACCAUGGCCACGGUGCUGUCCCGGGCGUUGAAGCUGCCAGGAAAAAAGAGCCCAGACCUAGGGGAGUAUGAUCCUCUCACUCAGGCCGACAGUGAUGAGAGUGAAGAUGACCUUGUGCUCAACCUGCAGAAGAAUGGAGGAGUCAAGAAUGGGAAGAGCGCCCUGGAAGAGGUGCAGGACGCAGACUCGGAUGUGGAGGUGGGGAUGACAAAACAGCACCCCUCAGAGAGCACAGCUGAGAGGUACCCUGCAGAGGCUGCCAUUGGCCUGGAGCAGAAGGCGGCCACCUCCCUGAUGCCUUACUUGCGCACAGCGGUCUUUCUCCUCACCAUGGUUAUCUCUAUGAUUCUGGUGCUGGUCUGUGCUUUUCUAAUUCCUUGUCCUCCUAGGGAUUUGCAUAACACCUGGAUGCACCACCUGGGUCAGGAAGCAGGUGGGGUACUGUUUCCACUGGAACUCUCUGACGUGAAUGGUGAUGGGCUUCCUGACAUCCUGCUCUCCUUUGCUGCCCUGAUGAAUGCUAGUGUCAUGGGCGUCUCCAGGCCCUCGGUAACUGUAGUGGCCCUUUCGGGCAUGAAUGGAAGCACAUUGUGGUCCAUCCACAUUCCAGAGGACACUCGGAGUGUACAGUGCAAAGGACUGACUCACACGGCCACAGCAGAGCCAGUCUGCUUGGUGACUGGAACAUCUAAAUUCCUCAGCCUUCUCAGUGCUUCCACAGGAAAAACCAUCUGGAGACUAAACCCUGACCACCUGCCAAGUGGGACUCUGGCUGCACCAGCUGUUACGCUGCCAGAUGUGGAUGGAGAUGGGAUUGGAGAUCUGGUAGUCCUGGCCAUUGGGGAGACGCAGCCUGACCUGUGCUUUAUCUUACUGUCUGGAAAGACUGGAAACCCUCUAGGUGGGCCUGUGAAGUACAGCAUCAAUGGAGAAGGAAAACUAAUUGGUCCCCAAGCCCACAUCACCAGGCGAGGAGCCAUUUACAUCCUGUUUGGCUUUGGUAAUGUCCAAGCAGUUUCAGUGAGGGAUAUCUUUGCCCAGGCCAGAAUCCGCGGCAUCUUCCCACAAGUGCUGCAACAGGAAGAGCCAGAGUGGGAGAAGCACAGAUCAGUCAACUUGUCAGAACUCAUUGACAUUUACAGUGGGGGUGUUGAGUUUCUACAAACAGUAAAGGCUUCAGACAGCAACUGCAGCAAUCUUCUCAUCACCACCAAGCAUGGCCUGACUUUACUACGGGGACAGGACCUAGAACCCCAGUGGAGCUUGGAGAUUCAGGAUAUUCACAGCCAACCUUCCCCUGGUUACUUCAGUGCUGAUCAAGUCCUGGACUUCAUGCUGCAGGCUCCGAGCAGAAGUGGUACAAAAAAGGUGGUGGUGGUAGAUGGCAAAACAGGUCUCCCUAUUUGGAGCCAUAACCUCCCAUGUCGCAUGCAAGAAUCAGAUGCGCUAUCAGUAAUGACUUUGGACAGGAAAUCUGUUUUUCUCUUCUGGGCUGAUGAAAUACAGCCUGCAUCACAAAGUCUGGAACCUGGCCCAAGAAAUGAGCGCCCAGGGCUUCACCAUCUCUACCUCUUGCAUCCUACCUUCCCUACAGUCCUUUUGGACCUCAACAAUAUCACCGACAUAGUGACUGCUUCAGCCAUUGGAAUUAAUGAUCUCCAGAAAGAUGCAUUUUACAUCACUAUGAUGAGGAGUCCUACAGCUGAAAACCAACCAGGAUUUUUGUCUGUCAGCAAGCUAGGCCUGAGGUGGGCCAUGAUGACUCAGAGCCGCAUGGUAUUGCUUAAGGACACCAACCCCAAGAUCAGCCGAGGGGAAAUAAGGAGAUUCUUGGCCAGGCUGAAAUUUAUGGAUUUUCCUUUCAAGGUCUAGGAUGUUGGCUCCUCAGGUUUCACAUGCACAGGGUGGAUAUUUGGCCCUUGGUGGCGUAGGGAAAGAUGCUCAGUGAUUCUUCAUCAUACUUGCUGUACAAAGGGAGCAGGGACUGAAGCCACUCCCCUGUCCCUUCCUCAAGCUUGCCAGAAAAAGCUGGGGUGGACAGGCUUGUCAGCUUCUGAUAGCUGCAACACAGGAACGCUGCUGGACCUCUCCCCUGCCACACCCUGCUUGCGUGCGUCCUCCAGGUACUGUGGAAAUGUGAAUGCAGAAAAGUGUGUAUAUAUAUAUAUGUAUGUAUAUUUUUUGUAUGUUUUAAUUUAUGAACUAUUUCCAGGAAACUCCUGUUUGUAUUCAAGCAGUAUUUCCAUUCAUUGUGUUUUAAUCCCACUGUUUUACUUGGGGAACCAUUGCCUGGCUCCUCCAUGGCUGGUUUCAUCAUACAGGUUCCUCCAGCUCUCCUACCUCUUUUACUUUAGGUUCACCACUGUAUCCCCUCACUCUCAGUUCCUUGGAAUGUCCAGCCCUCCCUGAUUCAGCUAGUUUGGAAUAAGCAACCAAGAGGCAAAAAACUCCACAAUUCCUUUUUAACCCCCUGAGCCUACCAGUUUCUUCUCCCAUGCACAAAUUAGGGUUGGAAAUGUAGAUAUGAAAGGCCCACGUCUCAUAUCCAGCUUUGUCUCUCCCUUUGGUCUUUCUUAUGAGCCCUUAUGGCAUCACAUGAUGUCUGCCUUAGUGCAAACAAAUUAAAUCAUAUGAACCAUGUAUUCCUGAGUAGUACAGCACAGGUAGAUUGGCCAGUAUGUCUGGCCUCUGGAAGAUAUCAAUAGUGUGUUAUAGAGUGGUUCUUAGUUUGCAUAGAGGCUCUUUUGUCACACCCAGUAUCCAGUACAAGAGGCUUAAGGUAAUGCUGGGAAACCCUUCUCUGCCGUUCCUCAGCUGUAGUUUUGGUCCCUUGGGACCACUGAGAGAAAAUGUGAGUUAAAACAGCCAAGGGUUGCUCAAAGGUAAUCAUGGAGACAGACCAGUGCUCAACACAGUAGCCCUAGACAGGCUUCAUAUUAGCAUUCACCCACCCUAUGUGGAAGUCUGCUAGAAUCUGUCCCCAUAGAUGUUUGAAAUUUACUGUCUGUGCCAUGAUUGUGGAGCAUGUAUGUAAAGCCUGCUGUGACACAUGCAAUGCCUCUUUAGUGACCUUUGGUCCCUACACAUUCCUCCCCCUCCCCAUCCCCCUACUCCACUGCAAGGCAUUCCCUUAUAGAUAUUGGUUUCCCAGCAGAUCUAGUUCUGCUCCCCCUGUAGCAUUGGCAAAAGCAGUCAGCCGCAGACCUAACACAGAUCUUCUGCUAUUGCCUGCUGCUAUUGUCCUCCAGCUGGUAUUUUUUCAGUACUUCCUUUCUUAGUGCUGAGGGCCUGGCAUAUUUUGCACCUCCCUUUAAAGGGCCCAUUGCAUCUUUGCGGAGAGUUGUCUCCUUUGCUUGGUUUCUUGGGCCAUCUUCUGAAUACUUGUCUGUCUCACUGCAUCUCCUAUAAAAUGGCUCCCUGCAGUCUCUUUUAGAUUAGCUGCAAUUCCCAAGGCUGGCCCUUGAGCCCCUCCCUGGUAAUGCCAGGGCUUUGUGCAGAGCUUUACAUGUAAUGGCAUUUUUGUGUAAAUAGCCCUGUACAUAUUAGCACAUAUGUAGCAAGGGGCUAUUUGCCUUGGCACCUGCCUUUUGUCUCCUGUCUUCUGGCAGGGCUAGGUGCUUUAGAAGUGUUUGGUUUAGUUUGAACAGUGGUGACUGAAGUACCAGUGGCAGAGGAAGUUAAUUAGAAACAGGGCUAUACUCCAUCCCCCUUCUUUUCUACCACCACCUUGCAGAAAAGGCUUGAAAGCUUUUACCUGAAAUAGUAAUUGUCCUUAGGUUCUUCCUCAAAUUCCUAGGCCAGAUAUUUAAUGUGCAGUGACACUAGCUCCUCCAUAAUGUGAAUUCUUUUCCCUUAUCCCCACUGUGAAUAGAAAGUCUGUCUGUAUAUUGUCAGGAAAAAAAUAUUUGAAUUAUAAACUGCUGUGGAACAAAUAAAUAUAGUGUACAGCA